CAUCCUUUGGAACGUACGGAAAGUGAACGAUCCUCUUGCAGAGGAUCAUUUUAUGGAAAAAGCAAUCUUUCUGAUAUAGCGAAUGUCUAAUAUGAACCAAACUUGAGUAGACCACAGUUGGUAAACCCUGCCCUAGAAUGUGUCGUGGACUUUGGGAUACAACUUGAUCAUAGAAGUGUGGGGGGACGACAGAGUUAUCCGAGAAACAACUGGCGUCAAAUCAUGUCAUGAAGUUAUCACUUGAGAACUUCAUGUCUUGACCCUGCUGCAUGUGAUGGACAGGUCAAUCUCACAAACAACACAAAGGUGAAAAGAACAGAGGGGAGUUUGUUGACAUGACAGCAGCUCUUAAUGAGAUCCGUGGAGGCUGAGCAGCCAUCAUAAAAGACUUGACUCUCCUGACCGUUCGUGCACAUUAUGCACAUGACCAAAACAUGAACGGAACACACGUCCUAAUAAUUCUUGGUGGCUUUGUAGAUGUGGAGAAGUACCGAUAUAUCUACUUUGUGAUCUUGUUGAUAGUAUAUGUUGUCAUCAUCUGCUGUAAUUGCACCAUUAUUUGCCUCAUCUGGAUUCACAGGAACCUUCAUGAGCCUAUGUAUUUUUUCAUUGCAGCUUUGUCUCUAAACUCGCUUUUCUACAGCACUGCUUUUUACCCCAAACUCAUUGUGGACGUCUUGUCUCACCAGCAGAGCAUUUCUCACGCAGCUUGUAUGUUUCAAAUGUUCUGUUUCUACACUUUAGCUGCUUCAGACUUCUUUCUGUUGGCAGCCAUGGCUUAUGACAGGUAUGUGUCCAUCUGCAAGCCUCUGCAAUAUGCAACUAUCAUGUGCACAACUAAUGUCGCUAUCUUGUUGGCCUUCGCCUGGCUUCUGCCUGCCAUUAAGGUUGGCUUGGCAAUUUAUUUUAAUACAAAGAUAAAAAUGUGCAAGUUGGUUUCAGGGGGGAUAUUCUGUAACAAUUCUGUCAAUAAGCUUCAGUGCAUGAAACCACAAAUACUCACCAUUUAUACUGUGUUCGUCUUUAUCAACUGUGAGAUUCUCCCUGUGCUGUUCAUUCUCUACACAUACAUCAAAAUAUUUAUCAUUUCCUAUCGCCGUUGCGGCAGGGCUUGGAAAAAGGCGGCUGAGACCUGUUUACCUCAUCUAAUGGUUUUGAUCUGCUUCUCUUGCUUAGUUAUGUUUGACGUAGUGGUGGACAAAUUGGAAUCCGACCUUCCAAAAACCACUCGCCUGAUUAUGAUGUUGCAAAUAGUGAUGUACAAUCCUCUCUUCAAUCCUAUUAUAUAUGGACUGAAGAUGAAGCAAAUAUGGAUACAUAUCAAGCUGUUAUUUGGAAGCAGGUCAAAAUCAAAUCCAGCAAGGCCAGCCAGGUAAAUUAAUGCUUGGAGUUUUGUAGGGAUAUAUUGAGAAAUAAUCAGUAAGUUAUACUGUUGUACUUUUAAUUUUAAAUUGCUAUUUUGAACAAACACAGUAAUUUUCCCCAUAAAGGAUAUUUUCCCCAGACAAAAAGCACAAUUUCUCCAGAACACUUUAAUUUUCAAAAUUCUUGCUGCAGGUUCAACUGACCUUUCAAACCAGAAUUGCAUUUUGACAAAUUUCUUUAAAAAAAAAAAUACCACACUGCUAAUAUAAACACAGGUUAUACCGUUUUCAAUAUUUCAUUCCGUUGUCUUUUUUUUUUAGCAUAGUUGAGGGUAGAUUUAUUCUUAAGUAAUUGAAAGUCAUGUAGUUACAUUACUUUGAUUACAUUAUUGACAACAUUUUUAUAGUAACUAACUGUAACUAAAUUUGACACGUUUGGCUUGUUUCGUAAAAAAAACGUGUUGGUUGGGUUGUUUUACACAAAAAGUGGGUUGUUUUGUGCAAAACAACCGAAGAAAUUGGGUCAAUGUGGGCUGUUGAAUUCCCAUCCACCAGUGAAACAAUUGCAACAUUUGGCUCCAUCUAGCGGACAAAGAGGGAUUUUUAGACGGAGGCCUUACCCCACGGUUUGAAUGUGAGACCUCCACCGUAUCUUUCAUUGACUGGCGACCAGAAGUCAGCAUGAUUAGACUUCAGUACCCAGUAACCCUGAACAGUGUCGUGUGUUGAUUAUUUAUAUACUGAACAAGAUUUUUUUUGCUUGAAAGUCCCACCACGUUUGUGGCAUAAAUUCUAUGGCUGGUUUCUGUUGGAAAUAAUAUUUCGUUGCUCUUAGAGAUAAUAAACACUACUGUAAAGUGUCGUUGAAAAAUGUAACCUU
This is a messenger RNA of Syngnathus acus (greater pipefish), 2244 nucleotides long. Its product is annotated as olfactory receptor 11A1-like. Gene Ontology annotation, molecular function: olfactory receptor activity; G protein-coupled receptor activity. The transcript has a single exon. Gene Ontology annotation, biological process: G protein-coupled receptor signaling pathway. The coding region runs from base 435 to 1376 and encodes 313 amino acids. The record is from RefSeq and is a predicted model, not a curated record. Gene Ontology annotation, cellular component: membrane. NCBI's taxonomy places the organism in Eukaryota, Metazoa, Chordata, Actinopteri, Syngnathiformes, Syngnathidae.